Molecule: messenger RNA, 1130 nt
Organism: Micropterus dolomieu (smallmouth bass)
Lineage: Eukaryota; Metazoa; Chordata; Actinopteri; Centrarchiformes; Centrarchidae
Exons: 5
Coding region: 1-1056 (351 amino acids)
Biological process (GO): cell surface receptor signaling pathway
Molecular function (GO): transmembrane signaling receptor activity
Source: RefSeq, a predicted model, not a curated record
AUGCCUGAUGCCACAUUGUCUUGUCUGUGUCGAGGUGGACCAGUGAUCCUGCAGAGUCCUGUCCUCCCUGUGAAGGAGGGAGAUGAUGUCACUCUGCACUGUAAAACAAAGACCACUUCAUACAACCUCCCAGCUAGUUUCUAUAAAGAUGGCUCCCGUAUUAGGACCUAUCCUACAGGUCACAUGACCAUCCACAAUUUUUCCAAGUCUGAUGAAGGUGCCUACAAAUGUGACAUCCACAGUCAAGAGUCUCCAUCUAGCUGGCUGCUGAUCAAAGAUGAUUCUAACCUGGCCUCUCUCACAGUGUUUGGCGACACGUCUCAGCUGUUUGAAUAUGAGAAUUUGAAUGUGAGCUGUGGUGACAACAGCAGUGUUCAUGAAUGGAAGGUCAUGAGGAACACAACUCCUGAAGGUGGCAGGUUUUCCAGCUGUGGAGGUCUAUGGGGGACUCUGACCCACUUUGGCUGCAUCCUCUAUACAGCCAAGCCCCUUGACAGCGCUAUUUACUGGUGUGAGUCUCCUGCAAGACAGCGGAGCAACUCUGUCAACAUCACUAUACAUGAUGGACCAGUGAUCCUGCAGAGUCCUGUCCUCCCUGUGAUGGUGGGAGAUAAUGUCACUCUGCACUGUAAAACAAAGACCCCUACCGCCAACAUCAAAGUUUUCUAUAAAGAUGGCUCCCUCAUCAGGACUGAGCCUACAGGUCACAUGACCAUCCACCAUGUUAACAAGUCUGAUGAAGGCCUCUACAAGUGUAACAUCAGCGGUCGUGGAGAGUCUCCACCCAGCUGGCUGUUUGUCAGAGAUCGCGAUGGAAAAGCUUCAUAUACUGCAGAUCCAACCCAGACAACUGUGCUGAACGCGAUCCGCCACCUGGUGGUCUUCUCACCAUACUGCGUAGCCACUGUUCUCAUGUUGUCUUUAUAUCGACAAAGGCUCACAGGAAGACACCCUCCUGUUUCCACGAGAACAGCUCCACUCAGAGAAGAUGGCGAGGGAUUGGACCAACCGUUUGAUGGUGUCAUUGCUGAUGUCACCACCGAGCAUCAUUUCUAAACUAAAUAAAAUUACAACUCUGUGUCUCAUUUUUCAAUAAAGUAAAAACAAAAUCAGCUGUCAGUUAGAAAAGA